UCAAUGAAGUAAAGGUGUGAAAAAACGAAUUACAAUUUGAACAACUAAAAAAACUAUGUACAUGUGUCCAUAAUAUAUUUUUUUCUAACAAAGAAAAAAAAAGGUUUAGUAUUGUGCCAGCAUACAAGGAUGAGAAUCAUUUAACAGUAAGAAUCAUCCUAAUUUGGAUGUGACUCAAAUUCUCAUUUGCCUGUGCGUGUGUGUGUGUGUGUCUCCACCCCUGAUCUCUAGAGAGAUGGAGCGUGAAUCUCGCCUCCUCUCGCGAUGUCGCCCCGCAUCGCUGUCCUUCUGCAGUGCGCGUAUAAAGCAGCGAGCCUCGCGGGAACGAGAGGAGGCGUUGCGGCAAGGUCGCGGCAGCAUCACUGCUCAAAUCAUUCCAGGAAACCGCCAUUUACGGAGAUAAUCCGGAUCUUUAGAGUUCCUGUGAGUUAAACGAGCCGAGAGCGCGUCAGAUCUCACGCUUGUGAGGAGUUGCGGUCCGGACGUGCGGCUGUUCUCCAUUUGCCUCCGCAUGUGCGCGUCGCGCUGCGGCUUCGGAGAGAAGCGCGACGCGUUAUUUCGGUCUCCCUGCAGCAUCAGUGUCCAGGCGAUUCCAGUCUGACCCAUCCGCAGUAUCCAUUUCAGAAGGUCUCUUCGCUUGUCAUGUCGGCGUCACCUCCGCCCGAUGCCGCCACCACCCAGAGCGAGCUGCUCCCUCCAGCCGAACCUGAUGCGCUCAAAGCCGCCGGUCCCACGCCGAGUCAGAGCCGCUUUCAGGUGGAUCUGGUGUCCGAGUCCGCCGGGGACGGGCACGACCCCGGCGCCGGUGGAGAGGAAGCCAAAGGCCGGUUUCGGGUGGUGAACUUCGCGGCCUCUAGUCCGGACGCGGCGCCGGCGGAGAGCGCGCAGAACGGGGACACGGUGAUGAGCGAGGGAAGCCUGCACUCGUCCACCGGCGGCCAGCAGCAUCAUCACUACGACACCCACACCAACACGUACUACCUCCGCACCUUUGGUCACAACACCAUCGACGCGGUGCCCAACAUCGACUUCUACCGGCAGACCGCCGCACCGCUGGGCGAGAAACUCAUCAGACCCACCCUGUCCGAACUGCACGACGAGCUCGACAAGGAGCCGUUUGAAGAUGGUUUUGCUAACGGUGAGGAGUUGACACCUGCUGAGGAGGCCGCAGCCAAAGAGGCAUCUGAAUCGAAAGGAGUCGUGAAGUUCGGCUGGAUUAAAGGAGUGCUGGUGCGCUGCAUGUUAAACAUAUGGGGUGUGAUGCUCUUCAUACGCAUGACAUGGAUCGUGGGACAGGCAGGAAUCGCGUAUUCCUGUUUAAUCGUUUUAAUGGCAACUGUUGUGACCUCCAUCACGGGCUGCUCGACCUCUGCCAUCGCAACCAACGGCUUUGUACGAGGAGGUGGAGCGUAUUACUUGAUAUCCCGAAGUUUAGGUCCAGAGUUUGGCGGCUCUAUUGGGCUGAUUUUUGCCUUUGCUAAUGCUGUGGCCGUGGCCAUGUACGUCGUGGGUUUCGCUGAAACUGUCGUGGAGCUGCUCAAUGCGGCUGGUGCAUUGAUGUUGGAUCCCAUUAAUGAUGUACGUAUCAUCGGCACUAUUACGGUCAUUCUGCUGCUGGGUAUUUCGGUGGCGGGGAUGGAGUGGGAGGCAAAGGCUCAGAUAUUCCUCUUGGUCAUUUUGGUCACGGCCAUCUUCAACUACUUCAUUGGAUCCUUCAUCCCUGUAGAGUCCAAGGAGAAGUAUGGUUUCUUCGGCUAUGAUGCGGGCAUCUUGGCUGAUAACUUUGGUCCAGACUUUCGAGGGGAAACGUUCUUCUCCGUGUUCAGCAUCUUCUUCCCAGCGGCCACAGGCAUUCUGGCUGGAGCAAACAUCUCAGGAGAUCUAGCCGACCCUCAAAUGGCUAUCCCGCGAGGAACUCUGCUGGCGAUCCUCAUCACAGGUGUGGUGUACAUGGGUGUGGCCAUCUCUUCAGGUGCGUGUAUUGUGAGAGAUGCUACAGGUAUUGAGAGUAACAGUACUCUGAGCAGCACUAUCAACUGCACUGAUGCAGCCUGUAAGUACGGCUAUGACUUCACUUCCUGUAGACCUGUGGUCGAGGGAGCGCCGUCACCCUGCAAGUAUGGCCUCCACCAUGAUUUCCAGGUGAUGAGUGUGGUGUCGGGCUUCAGUCCUCUUAUCACUGCGGGCAUCUUCUCUGCCACCCUCUCCUCUGCCCUGGCAUCACUUGUCAGUGCUCCUAAAGUCUUCCAGGCUUUAUGCAAAGACAACAUCUACCCUGGAAUCGCGGGCUUUGCCAAGGGCUACGGCAAAAACAAUGAGCCGCUGCGUGGGUAUUUCCUCACGUUUGGCAUCGCUCUGGCCUUCAUUCUGAUUGCGGAGUUGAACGUCAUCGCCCCGAUCAUUUCAAACUUCUUUCUGGCAUCAUACGCUCUCAUCAAUUUCUCUGUGUUUCACGCGUCACUGGCUAACUCCCCUGGAUGGAGGCCGAGCUUCAAGUACUACAACAUGUGGGUGUCCCUGGCCGGGGCCAUCUUGUGUUGUGUUGUUAUGUUUGUCAUCAACUGGUGGGCGGCGCUCCUGACCAACGUCAUCGUCCUGUCGCUCUACAUCUACGUGAGCUACAAGAAACCAGAUGUGAACUGGGGCUCGUCCACUCAAGCGUUGACGUAUCAUCAGGCUCUGACACACAGUUUACAGCUCUGCGGUGUAGCAGAUCAUAUAAAAACCUACAGGCCGCAGUGUUUGGUGAUGACUGGAGCUCCAAACUCACGUCCAGUGAUUCUGCAUCUAGUUCACGCCUUCACCAAGAAUGUGGGUCUGAUGGUGUGCGGUCACGUGCGCAUUAGUUCCCGCAGGCCUAACUUCAAAGAGCUGAACAACGAUACGUUGCGCUACCAGCGAUGGCUCCUCAACAACAACUCCAAAGCCUUUUAUUCACCUGUCGUGGCUGAAGACCUCCGUCAAGGAACACAGUUCUUACUUCAGGCUGCUGGUCUGGGCAGGUUGAGGCCCAACACUUUAGUGCUCGGCUUCAAAAACAACUGGCGCACUGGAGAUAUAAAGGACGUAGAGACCUACAUCAGUGUCAUCCACGACGCCUUUGAUUUUCAGUACGGUGUCGUCAUUCUCCGGCUCAGAGAGGGGCUUGAUAUUUCUCACAUACAAGGACAAGAUGAUUCUUCAGGUAUGAAGGACGUGGUGGUCUCCGUGGACAUGAGUAAAGACUCGGAUGGAGACUCGUCCAAACCCUCCUCAAAGGCCACGAGUGUUCAGAACAGUCCAGCGGUCCAGAAAGAUGAGGAUGAGGAUGGCAAAGCGUACACUCAGCCACUGUUGAAGAAAGAAAAAACCAGCCCGACAGUUCCUCUGAAUGUGGCUGAUCAGCAGCUGUUAGAUGCCAGUAAGCAGUUCCAGAGGAAGCAGGGGAAGGGGACAGUAGACGUGUGGUGGCUCUUUGAUGAUGGUGGUCUGACUUUACUGAUCCCGUAUCUGAUCACCAACAAGAAGAAAUGGAAGGACUGUAAGAUCCGUGUGUUCAUUGGUGGAAAGAUCAACAGAAUCGACCAUGACCGCAGAGCAAUGGCAACAUUGCUCAGUAAGUUCAGGAUCGAUUUCUCUGACAUUACUGUGUUGGGUGACAUCAACACAAAGCCCAGAUCAGAAGGCGUGACGGAGUUUGCUGAAAUGAUCGAGCCGUAUAAACUGAGAGAAGAUGACAUGGAGCAGGAAGCUGCUGAGAAGCUGAAGAGUGAAGAACCCUGGAGGAUUACAGACAAUGAGCUGGAGCUGUACAAAGCAAAGAGUAAUCGUCAGAUCAGGCUGAAUGAGCUGUUGAUGGAGCACUCGAGCACUGCAAACCUCAUUGUCAUGAGCAUGCCGCUGGCCAGGAAAGGGGCCGUAUCCAGCGCUCUGUAUAUGGCCUGGCUGGACACUCUAUCCAAAGACCUGCCGCCCAUCCUCUUAGUGCGUGGAAACCAUCAAAGCGUGCUCACAUUCUACUCUUAAAGAGCUCACGGCCCGAACCGCACAGACACAUUAACAUGCACAUGAACGAGCACACUUUACGAGUCCAGCACCAAUGACUGACGACAAUGAUAAUGAUGAUGUUAGUGAUGCGGACACGGACUCUUUUUGUAGCUUCAACACGACCAACCGAAUGCAAGCUGAAACAAACAUACGGUCCUUCCACGCCGCAGAGGUCGAGACGAGAGAAAGAUCAACAUUGGCCGGUUUCUGUUGUCUUCGGCUCAAAGGUUUCGAGCACACGUUGUUACACUGAUUGUCAUUAUCAUUGUUAUAAUUUCUUAUGACUGUCACAACUUUUUGAGUUGUGCAUUUUUUCCUCUUUUAAUUUGCUCUUGAUGAAGCAAUAAUCACCUCAUUUCUUCUUUCCUCACUUUGAAGAAAAACACAAAUCUUUGCAACACUUUUAUAGCCUUGUUGAUGUGCCUUCCUGUGCAAUCACAUUAAAUUCUUAAACUUUUGCCCUGACUGGUGAUUUAUAAUAAAGUAGAUUUAGAUUGCUUGUUUUUUUAUUGGGUUUUAAAUGUACUCUCCUUUGAUUUUAUCACAUUUUAACGCGGGUGGUCUGAUGUUUCCACUGCGCUGCAUAGAGUAUUUUUUUUUUUUUUUUUUGUAGACGGACAGGUUUGUUCCUUUUUCCUCAGAGUUUUACGUCUUCCUUUUAAGCAUUGAAUUAGUUGUUUUAGCGCAGCGUCCCUCCAUGUUCUUGUUUCAAUGAUCAACUGAAACUAGAGGUGAUUACAAUCAUCUUUGAAGUAGUCAAAUUUAAAUCAAAGUCAGAACUUCAAACUAUAUUAGUUUUUUCCUUGCGUGCAGUUGAACAGCAUGUGGUUUUGAUAAGAGACGCUUAUGAAUUCGGUCUGACAGGAAGUGAGGCGUCAUAUUUGUUCAAAUCGAUGACUAACGAUGAACCAAAUAUGAUCAAACCUCUGGAUUUAGAUUCCACAAACGAACAGAUUCUGCUACAGUGAAGACCUUUGCCUUAACAGUUGAAGUAAUGAUUAUUUUCUUACCGUCUUUAAGCCAUACUGGCUAGUUGAUUGAUUAGUAGGUAAAUGCAGAGAGAUUGAUUGAUGAAUGAAUGCCUAAACUAGAAUUGAAUCUUGGCCAUCACCCCAUUUGUCUUGAUCUCUGCAAACUCCCCCAUUUUUUGUCGAAGUUUUAUUUAAGCAGUCCAGAAUUGUACGUUUGUACCUUGACAUACAACAACAGUGAAUAUGCCAACAACCCGUUAUCCCCUAAAGAGGUUUUUAAAGCACCCCCCAUCUCAUACGUCAAGGUUGGACUGUUACUGUAACCUGUUUUACAUCCAUGAUUGAGUUCAACUAGGGGCUUCCCUGUGCUUUUAUUCUGUCGUCACUGGCCAGUGCUUUUCUGCAGUUAAAGGCCUUAAACGGAGCUCACAGGAUGUCUUAUAGUGUCACGUCAAGUUGUACGAAUGUUUUGCGUGGCGAAUGAGACUGAUUCGUUCCUCUAUGCAGGUGAAAUCGUGUAAUCUAAACUCAGGAUCGAGUGCCGUCUCGCAGAUGGUUCAAUUCUAUUGUUGGAGACUCACUCAGUUUUUAUUCUGAUGUGUGGAAGGCCAUCAAGAAAACUGAUUUCAGAUUGUCCUGUUUCUGAAUGUUGUUUGGUUCAUUCUUCUUAUGAUUGUAAUGCUGGAUGUGACCAGAUGUUCAUUAUGCAGGCCAUGCCUUAGUUUAAACUUUAAGUGUUGGUCAGUAAUAAUCUCCAUCACAUUCACUGCAGCUAAAUACGAAGUGUUCAGAUCUAAUGUUCCGUUACGCUUUUCUUUCCAACACUAUUUUCAUUUUGUAUUUUUCGCAGGCUGUGUUGUGCAAUUGCAGAUUUUGUGUACAUAAGAUUCUUGCAAUUCACAUCCUUAAAAUUGUGCACCUGAGAAAUAUUCCAUGUGACUGUGUUAGAAUGACUAUAUUCAUAUUUAUAGUUCUCAAUAUAAACUAGUAUUUAAAAGUACUUAAAUGUGUGUGCGCCGCAUGUACUUUUUCUUUUCAAGUGGAUGGUUAGUGAAGCUUCUGAUGAUCUUACCUGUUGAAAAUCUGUUAUGUGUUUGUGUGGCUAUACAGCACUCGGUUCAACCUAAUAUUGACAAAAUCACCAAAUCAACUAUUACCUGACAUCUUGAAUUAUUAAGAUACUUGUAUAUUAUAUUUAGAUAUAGAAAAACAGGAGAGUCAGUCAGUCAGUCACACCCAUAUAAUGUGUGUUGGUAAGUGGUCAUUACUCAUUGAUGUAUAAAUGCAUCUUGCUGCACUGCAGAUGUAGGUUUCCAUACCAUGAGGUGCUUGAAAGGUGCCUCUCAACAGUUCCACUGUUGUUUUCAGUGUAAGAUGAAGCAGGUUUUCUUUUUGUCACAACAUUUCUCAUUCUGCAGAAUGUUGCCUAAGUACAUUUCACUCCACUGUGAAAAUGAGUUGAAUAACAUUAACACAAGGUCAACAUCAAUGUUCCCAACAUCCAACUAUAGUCCACACUGUACUUCCAUACUAACCUGUAAAUAUAUUUUAUCCUAACUACAUUAAUGAAGGGAGUGGAAUAAAAACUGCAAAUACAUAUGGUGAAAAAAUAUUUAUUUUAGUUUAUUUCUUUCUUUUAUGUUUGAAAUAGUUUUAAGUUGCAUGUAUAACUUUUUAUUUUAGUUAUUUUUUUUUUUUAGUCUGCAAGUUCACAUCUUUGGUCUCUAUUUCACUGUUCGGUCACAUUUCUAUCUUUUGUAUGCCUUUUGAAGAAAUGCUAUGUCGACCAGUGGUUUGAGUUUCCUGCUAAACCAUAAAGGGGGUUCUGAUUUGAUCACUCUGGAACAGUAAUAUUUUGAUAUACUGUACUGUUAUUUGUCACAUAUAUGCUUUUUUUCUAACAUUUUAACAGUUAAGGGUAUUAAUGCUUUGUACAUCCUUACUGCAAUAUAUAAAAAUAAACAGAAAUGAAAACUAUU
This is a messenger RNA of Myxocyprinus asiaticus (Chinese sucker), 6976 nucleotides long. It is a transcript of the gene slc12a2, whose product is annotated as solute carrier family 12 member 2. Gene Ontology annotation, cellular component: membrane. Gene Ontology annotation, biological process: potassium ion import across plasma membrane; sodium ion transmembrane transport; sodium ion homeostasis. Lineage: Eukaryota; Metazoa; Chordata; Actinopteri; Cypriniformes; Catostomidae. Gene Ontology annotation, molecular function: sodium:potassium:chloride symporter activity; ammonium channel activity. Bases 643 to 4005 code for a protein of 1120 amino acids. The record is from RefSeq and is a predicted model, not a curated record. The transcript is spliced from 27 exons.